AUGCGCUUUAACCACAGCGUUCUUCAUGCUGUCUUGGCCGCCAGUCUGUUUGCGUCAUGCUCUGCCUGGUCGGCAUUCAGCCCUUUCUCCAACGUGUUGCUGAAGAGCAGGAGAGCAAAUGUGUCUCCUGCAUCAGCCCAGAAGAGCUGGGGCGUGAAAGGUGCGAAUCAAUGCAGGAACCAGCUUCUCAGCUCCUUGAACAUGGCCCUGGACACACCAUCCAAGCCGGAGACUCAGGCUGGAGCUUGUAUCUUCGACCGAGUGAAUGAGAGCAUGAAGGCGGCGAUGAAGAGCAAGGAUAAGGAUCGUCUUGCAGCUGUGCGAGCGGUGAAGAACGCACUGCAAACCGUGGCCAAGGACAAGGUCGAGCCGGUUCCUGGCAGA
Guillardia theta CCMP2712 is the source of this 384-nucleotide messenger RNA. RefSeq lists its product as hypothetical. Lineage: Eukaryota; Cryptophyceae; Pyrenomonadales; Geminigeraceae. The transcript is spliced from 2 exons. The annotation marks the transcript as partial. The record is from RefSeq and is a predicted model, not a curated record.